Messenger RNA from Galdieria sulphuraria, 2255 nucleotides. RefSeq lists its product as uncharacterized. Gene Ontology annotation, cellular component: Golgi apparatus; endoplasmic reticulum. The transcript has a single exon. The record is from RefSeq and is a predicted model, not a curated record. Lineage: Eukaryota; Rhodophyta; Bangiophyceae; Galdieriales; Galdieriaceae. Bases 57 to 2093 code for a protein of 678 amino acids.
UGGUUAGUCAUUUUUGUUGCUGUUGGUGGUGGUACGGAUAAUUUUUUAUCUCUGGAAUGAGUUUUCGGAAGAAAGUGGAUCUGGACAAUGAUAUUUGGGAAGACGUAAGUACUAAAGCUCACAGUUCAAAAGAGUCAUCGUCUUUGGAGAACCCAACAGAAAGUUUGGAAGGUCAAUUUGUUAGUUCUUACGCUGGUUCACCAACUUUAGUGGACAAAGAAGUUUCGAGCUCACCUAUGAUAAGAACAACGACGUUGGAAACCGAGAAUGAGGUUUCUACCAGUCAUUCCUUGUCUGUUAUUGGUGAAGAAAGGGGUGUGGUUUCUUCAAAUGAUCCUUGGUCUGAACAGAGCGUGGAAUUGUUACGUGAGCAGUUACGAAGUCUUAGUGAAGUGAAUCAUCAACUUUCCAAACGAUUAGAAGAGGAGAGUGAAAGAGCUUCCGCAUCGGAGAGUGGGCGAGUGGAACUAGCUUCGAAAGUGGCUAUGUUGGAGAAAAAGCUAGCAGCUGUAGUGAAAGAAAGGGAGUCUCUGAAAAGAGAGAGGACAACGAAGAACACGGAUGUGGAGCUGUUGAAAGAAAAGGAUGCACAGAUUGAACAAAUUUUGGAAGAAGGGGAAAAACUAUCGAAAAAAAUACUGGAGAAAGAGCAAUAUAUUAAAAAAAUUCGUAGCAAAGUUCAAGAGUUGGAGAAAGAUAAGGAGAGUCAGAAAAACAAGAUACAAGAGUUGGAAGGAAGGAUUCAAAAGCUGAAUGCACGAUGUUCGACGUUGGAAAAUAGUGAAAAGUCGCUUCAGGAAGCUUUGUGUGAAAAGGAACAGAAACUGAAAGAGAAUAUGGAAAGUGUUCAGAAAUUGGAAGAAACAGAAGCAACCUUGUCUGUGAUGAAGCAGGAAUUGGAAGAUUGGAAGAAAAGAUACCAACAAGAUUUGGAAAGCAAGGAAAAGGAAUGGCGUCAACAAGCUGAGUCUCUUUUAAACUCGGUCGCUAUGGAGGCAAGCCGCAAACAAAAAGGCUUGGAACAGGAAAUAGAGCUACUACGUAGUAGAGUUGACGAAGUUUUAGCAUCAGCUUCUUCUAAGGAAGAUGAAUGGAAACAGCAAUUGGAACAAUAUCAAAGGAGAUGCCGGGACCUAGAAGAACAAUUAGAAAGUUAUUCUUUAUCGUCUCCAAAAGCGGACCAGUUGCGAACGACCGAAAUGGAACAGUUUCACAAACACUACGCGGAACUUCUUCAACAAUCUAGAGUUGUGGAGGAUUCAUUGUAUGAAAAACUGAAACUUGCUCACUCCGAGAAGAGCCAGAUCGAAACGGAGUGCAACUCAUUAAAGAAAGAAAUUUCCUGUUUGCACCAUGAAAAGAAAGCAAUUGAAGAACGAGAACAAGAAGAAGCUGCUCGUAUCCAACAACUAAUCACUGAACGUGAUAGGUUACUGACAGAACUUGAAAAUGUGAAACAAGAGUUUCAUUCAUCUCGUCAGAGUUUUGAGGAUCUUAUCCAACAAUACCGUUUUGAAAUCAGUGACUUGAAAUCUUCUCUCUAUGCGGAGAGACAAUGGAAGCAUAGUCAAAAGUCAAAAAAUGCAGCCUUGGUCAACAGCAGUGUUCAAACCACUGAUUUAGUAGUUGCAAGACAGAAGCGCGAUAUUUUUGAGCAGCAUCAUUAUAAUCCUCAAGAAAGAGUAGAUAAGGCUUCCGUAUAUGCUCGUAGUAGUGAUGCCGUUAAAGAGUUGGAAGGAAUGAAUUUUAAUGCAUACAGUUUUGAACGCUUGAAAUUCUUAGUGCGACAGUUGUUUGGGGAUAUGGAAAUGUUGCAUGAGGCAUUCAAUCAUUUGGAGGGAGAACAUCAACAUACCAUUGACCAAUUGAAUCAAUAUAAAGAGUAUAAAGAGUUGUACGAUGAACAAAAAGAAAGGAUGAGUGCCUUACAACGGGAAUUGGAAGAGUUGAAGGUCCGUUACAGCGCCACUCUGGAAAUCCUGGGAGAACGAGAUGAGAAGGUACACGAAUUGGAGUCGGAUGUAGAAGACUUGAAGACUGCGUAUCGAGACCAGAUUAAUUAUCUUUUGUCAAAACUGAAUGUACAGCAAUAGCAUGAUGUUUGCAUUUUAGCCACAGUUUAUGAGAUGUUGAUUGUUGUGUAUAAUAUGUAAUGCAAACUUUUCAACGCGCUUGACGCAAGUAGUGAACUAGGCAUUUUAUUAUGAAAAUAUUUAUUUUGUUCGAGUGACAAAAGAUAAUAUGAUAUAUGUGUG